CCACUGGGGGAAUGUGGAAGGGAUACACACGGAUCCCCGUGAAACGUUAUAUAAGGGAGCCACACCGCCCCGGCCGCCAGUGCGAGCGUCACAUCGCCAAAAUAUGAAGAGGAUUAUGGUUCUGGUCGCGGUGGCCGCGGCGGCCUGCUGCAUCUCGGCGGCGCCGCACGUGGAGAAGCGCGGCCUGAUCGGGCUCAAGCUCGGCUACCGGCUCGGGGCGCACUCGGUCGGCAAGGUGGGCUCCAAGAUCGGCUACAAGCUGGGCGGCCUGACGGCGGGCCUGGAGAACGCGGCGCACGCCCUCGAGGCCGGCUACCACAACGGCUACAACUCCAAGAUCGGCGGCGGCGUGUACGCCGGCGGCUACGGCCACGACACUUUCGGCCACUCGAGCUUCGGGCACACCGGAUUCGGGCACAGCGGCUUCGGUCAUACCGGCUUCGGCCACGACCACUUCGGCGGCGUCGAGCACCACCACGUCCACACCGUGCCCGUGCCGCAGCCUUACCCAGUCCCGGUGCCCGUCGUCAAGAAGGUCCCGGUGCCCGUGCCCGUCCACAAGCUAUACCCUGUGCCCGUUCCGGUGGACCGACCCGUCCCGGUGCCCGUCGAGAAGCUCGUCGCCUUCCCCGUCAAGGUACCUGUCCCCUUGGUCGUCAAGGAGCACAUUCACCACCACGACUUCCACCACGACGAGCACCACGGCGAAUUCCAUGGCGACUUCCACGGAGAGUACCAUAGUGACUACCAUGGUGACAGCCAUGGUGACUACCAUGACCACCAUGAGUCACACAGCUGGUAGUAAGUUAGCAUCUGAACUAUACACUGUGAUUUAUUUUAGGAAACUUGCAUUGAAUGCCAAUGCGACAGCACCAUAUUGUCAUAUUGUCGUACUCUGUCUUGUAAAUAUUGUAUAUACGCACUGUUAAAUUAUUGUUGUUUCUAAAAUAAAUUAUUAUAUUUAAUUUAAUAA
Molecule: messenger RNA, 973 nt
Organism: Frankliniella occidentalis (western flower thrips)
Lineage: Eukaryota; Metazoa; Arthropoda; Insecta; Thysanoptera; Thripidae
Exons: 2
Coding region: 104-802 (232 amino acids)
Source: RefSeq, a predicted model, not a curated record